This is a messenger RNA of Condylura cristata (star-nosed mole), 1610 nucleotides long. It is a transcript of the gene NUDT19, whose product is annotated as nudix (nucleoside diphosphate linked moiety X)-type motif 19. Gene Ontology annotation, molecular function: hydrolase activity, acting on acid anhydrides, in phosphorus-containing anhydrides. The coding region runs from base 1 to 954 and encodes 317 amino acids. Gene Ontology annotation, cellular component: mitochondrion. The transcript is spliced from 5 exons. The record is from RefSeq and is a predicted model, not a curated record. NCBI's taxonomy places the organism in Eukaryota, Metazoa, Chordata, Mammalia, Eulipotyphla, Talpidae.
AUGCAGGAGCGACACAGUUUGCGUAUGCAGCGACAUCUGGCGGCGGCUGUGAAUAUCCACGGGCUCUGGCGGCGGUACCAGUCCCGCGAGAGUGCCGGGCUGGGAACGAGGGCUCGCGGUGCUCCACCCACUGGCGGGGUUCACCCGGCGCCUGGGCUACGCCUCGCGGGGAGUUCGCCCUCCGACCCCGGCCUCGGUCCUCGGGUCCCGACGACCUCUGGGCGCGGCAGUCCCAGUGCCCCCGUGCUCCUGCUCGGCCAGAACCCAGAGCCCGGAAGCCGCGCGCCGCCGCCUGCCAUGAGCGGCCCGCCGGGCCUGGACGCCUGGCGCGCCCGCGUCCGCAAGGACCCGCGCCACUUCCUGCACCUGUGCGCCGACCUCGACUGCACGCCCGACAUCUGGGCCCUGCACGACUGGAGCUCGUGGCUCACGCCCUUCACGCGCGAGGGCCUCCGCCGCUUCGACACUGCCUUCUACCUGUGCUGCCUGCACCAGGCGCCCCCUGUCUACCCAGACGCAGCCGAGGUGGUGGGGUGCCAGUGGUUAUCGCCAUCAGAGGCUAUCAAAAGUUUUAUAUCAAAAGAAAUUUGGUUGGCCCCCCCACAAUUCUAUGAAAUGAGAAGACUUGAAAAUUUUGUCUCUCUCUCUGACUUGCACAAAUUUUGUUUGGAUCGUUCAUUGGAAGGGGUGCAAAGAUUGUUGCCAAUCACGUUAUUAACAGCUGAUGGGAUGGUCCAGCUUUUACCAGGAGAUGAGCUGUACUUAGAAGAUUCAAAGUUUUUAGAAGAACUUAUAUCCACUGAAAAAAAGAAUGAAGAAAUCAUGAAGGAAGGCAAAAAAUUUCACCGAGUCGUGAUAUACAAUCGUCAUCUUUAUGGCAUCUAUGUGACACUUCAGUCAAAGUAUAAACAUGUUUAUCCCGAGAACUACAUAGUAAAUAAGAGCCAGUUGUAGGCAACUGCUUUGUCAGGUGGCCUACUUGAAGUCUUCCUAGUGAAUAAUGAAGUAGACUGGACUUUUGUGAAACUUAAGGUACUUUGUGACUAUAAAAGUUGCAGCACAAACUUUCAUCUUUCAAGUACACUUUCAUAUUUUAAGAGUUCUCUUGCUUAUUUUAUCCUUUAAAACUUAGAGUAUGCCACGAGUAUAAGGCAUUAAUGAUCUUGUUUUUACCUCCCCCCAAAAAAUUCACAGGUAUUCUCACUACUAUAUUGUCUACUUAUCUCAAAAGUUGAAAUAAAAUGUCCUGUUACUAUCUUCUAACCGCCCGGUGUAUUAGCACUUUCCUUGAUGUGCUUAGGAGACUGAGCCAGGAAUCCCUUAGAUUUUCUGCUGGUGUUAAGGUUCCUUGAUGAGCAGACUGAGACAACCUUCAAAUGACAGUGUCAUUAUUUGCUUUUAUGUCUUGAGCUUGAUGAUUAGGAUACACUGUUUAAAAGCAAAUGGUAUUAAUUACUGGGAUUACCAAACUGGAAGUCUGUUUUCGUUCAUAUUUAAGGACAUUAUAUAGCCUGCACAAAAGCUGUAAUUAUUUUUACUCUGGAGUGUUAGUUAAUGAAUACAAAUUUGUUAAAGGGAUAUAAAGCCUUUCAUCAUUUACUAGAGUUUUA